AUGGAAUCAAAAGUCUCGGAAGGUGGCCUGAAUGUUACUCUCACCAUCCGGCUGCUCAUGCAUGGAAAGGAAGUUGGAAGCAUUAUUGGGAAGAAAGGAGAGACCGUGAAAAAGAUGCGUGAGGAGAGUGGAGCAAGAAUCAACAUCUCUGAGGGAAACUGUCCGGAAAGAAUUGUGACCAUCACAGGCCCCACUGAUGCCAUCUUCAAGGCCUUUGCCAUGAUAGCUUACAAAUUUGAGGAGGACAUAAUCAACUCAAUGAGUAACAGCACUGCUACCAGUAAACCACCAGUAACAUUGAGGUUGGUCGUGCCUGCUAGUCAGUGUGGGUCACUGAUUGGCAAAGGAGGCUCCAAGAUUAAGGAAAUCAGGGAGUCAACAGGUGCUCAGGUUCAAGUGGCGGGGGACAUGCUGCCCAACUCCACAGAGCGGGCAGUGACAAUUUCGGGGACCCCCGAUGCAAUUAUCCAGUGUGUCAAACAGAUCUGUGUGGUGAUGCUGGAGUCCCCACCGAAAGGUGCCACCAUUCCCUAUCGCCCAAAGCCCGCCUCCACCCCUGUCAUUUUUGCAGGUGGUCAGGUAAGAGCCGACCCGCUUGCGGCCUCCACUGCCAACCUCAGCCUUUUACUGCAGCACCAGCCGCUGCCUGCCUAUACAAUUCAGGGACAAUAUGCAAUUCCACACCCGGAUCAGUUGACCAAGCUCCACCAGUUGGCUAUGCAGCAAACCCCCUUUACUCCCCUUGGACAGACCACCCCCGCUUUCCCUGGAGAAAAGCUGCCCUUACAUUCCUCCGAAGAAGCUCAAAAUCUGAUGGGCCAAUCAUCAGGUUUGGAUGCCAGUCCCCCGGCCAGUACUCAUGAACUCACCAUUCCCAAUGAUCUAAUAGGCUGCAUAAUCGGACGCCAAGGGACCAAAAUCAAUGAAAUUCGACAGAUGUCUGGAGCGCAGAUCAAAAUCGCCAAUGCCACAGAAGGCUCAUCGGAACGUCAAAUUACCAUCACAGGAACCCCAGCUAACAUCAGCCUUGCCCAGUACCUCAUCAACGCCAGGCUGACGUCUGAGGUCACUGGAAUGGGCGCACUCUAA
Terrapene triunguis (Three-toed box turtle) is the source of this 1089-nucleotide messenger RNA. It is a transcript of the gene PCBP3, whose product is annotated as poly(rC) binding protein 3. The transcript is spliced from 13 exons. Gene Ontology annotation, biological process: regulation of RNA metabolic process; regulation of gene expression. Lineage: Eukaryota; Metazoa; Chordata; Testudines; Emydidae. Gene Ontology annotation, cellular component: nucleus; cytoplasm. Bases 1 to 1089 code for a protein of 362 amino acids. The record is from RefSeq and is a predicted model, not a curated record. Gene Ontology annotation, molecular function: mRNA binding.